AGGCCUAACUAUUCUGUUAGCCAAGGUCCACAGAAUGCUAGAGGGAAAAAGAAGAUGAAAAAACUUCUCCAGAAAGCAUAUGCUGCUGGGACAACUUCUGAUCUUUACAUGGCAUAUAAGGGGCUGGAGGAAAAGAAAGAAUCUGUUGUUUCUUCCGAAGUCACUGAUAGCGUUACUUUGAAGCAGGAGUCUGCUGAUGUUCAUGGAGGAAAUGAUGCAGUGAGCGAGAAAGGGGUGCAGAAUAAAGCUGAGCCUGAUGAUUGGGAAGAUGCUGCUGACAUAUCUGCAUUGAAACUUGAAAGUCCAGCCAAUGCGGGGGAAGUUCAUGGAGGAUCAUUGAAUUAUGGAAAGGAUGGAAAUGAAAAUACGGACAAAAAGUAUUCUAAAGAUUUUCUCUUGCAAUUCGCAGAAAGGUGUAAAAAUCUGCCUGAGGGUUUUGAAAUUGCAUCAGAUAUAGCCGAGGCCUUGAUGGUUGAUGAUGACAGAUGGAAUAAGCAGCCAGGUCCUUUUGGAGGGAGAGACCCACGUCUUGAUAUUGGUUACGGAAGCAAUGCAGGAUUUCGUCCUGGUCGAGGAGGCAAUUAUGGUAUUUUUAAAAAUCCUCGGGUACAGGUUCCUGUGCAAUAUGAAGGGAUUUUAUCUGGACCAAAUUUGGAUGUUGGCCAUUCGAGUCCUUCCACACGAGCUGGACAUGGUUCAAGGAAAAAUAAUUUCACCCCAGAUGAGGAUAUUCUCCUUUGUUCUGCAUAUAUCAAUACAUCCAAAGAUGCAAUCGAAAGAAAUAAUCAACAAUCUAGUACUUUUUGGGGCCGGGUUUGCAAAUAUAUGGAGGAUAAUGGAGGAACAUUGGGAGGUCGUUCUGCAGCUUCUGUAGAAAGUCGUUGGAGUGAAAUCAAUAAGCAUUGUGGUAAAUUUAUUGGAUAUUUAAGCAAGAUUGAAAUGCUAAAGCAAAGUGGACAAACUGAGCAAGGAAGGUGUAAUGAGGCUCUGGAACUAUACACCUCCGAAAUGGACAAGCCAUUUCAUUAUCACCACUGUUGGGAAGUUUUGAAGGAUGAUCCAAAAUGGCAAGCAUCUUUAUCAUCCACAAAGCAAAGAAACAAUAAUGAAGCUAGUGUUGAUAUAUCCGAUGCUGUUGACUUAGGGGACGACAGCGAACCCUCCUCUAACCAGGAAAGACCAUUGGAAAGAAAAGCCUCAAAGGAGAUGUUGAAGAAGAAAAAAGGGGAAGAGGUCGGUGAGGGAUCAAUUUCAACUUUCACACCAGAAUUUUGGAAACACAAGGAGGAAUGUGAAAAAGAAAAAGCUGAUUCCCAUGAAAGAGCUUUGCAACAACACCAAGAAAUGCUACAUAUUCAGCGGCAACGUCUCAACAUGGAUAUUAUUCAAACAAACACUAGUAACAUGGAUCCCAGGCAAGCAGCGUACUUUAAGCAAUUAAAGGCGAAAAUUUACCAAGAUAUGGGUUUGUAAACCUAAUGGUAUUUGUUACAUAUAAGCUACUUAUUGUCAUGUAUUUCCCGUGUGUUCAAUAAGAUACAACUUUAGUUGA
Molecule: messenger RNA, 1552 nt
Organism: Tripterygium wilfordii
Lineage: Eukaryota; Viridiplantae; Streptophyta; Magnoliopsida; Celastrales; Celastraceae
Exons: 2
Coding region: 55-1473 (472 amino acids)
Source: RefSeq, a predicted model, not a curated record